Arabidopsis thaliana (thale cress) is the source of this 1349-nucleotide messenger RNA. RefSeq names its product DOF zinc finger protein 1 (gene DOF1). Bases 387 to 971 code for a protein of 194 amino acids. Gene Ontology annotation, molecular function: DNA-binding transcription factor activity; DNA binding. The transcript has a single exon. Gene Ontology annotation, biological process: regulation of DNA-templated transcription. The record is from RefSeq and is marked reviewed. NCBI's taxonomy places the organism in Eukaryota, Viridiplantae, Streptophyta, Magnoliopsida, Brassicales, Brassicaceae. Gene Ontology annotation, cellular component: nucleus.
AUAAAGCCAAGACUAUAAAAUAAAGUAAAAAACAAUUAGCAAAAUUACAAAAUAGAAAACAAAGGUCAACAAGAAAUAAAUCUUGAAAUCUUCAUCAACACAAACUCUCUUUUCUCUCCAUAUAUAUACCCAAAACACAAAAAAAAAUCUAGAAAGGCUUGAAAAAAUUGUCAUUUUGUGGUUAUAAAUGAAAAUAAACCCACCACCAAAUAACUCCACUCUUUAUCUCUCUUCCUCCUUCUCCUAUAACUUGCAACUUCCCACACCAAAAAAGAUUCCAUCAAAGGUCUCUCUCUCUUCAUAAACCAAUAUUUUCACGUAAGAAACAAACUUUUUCCGAUCAAAGAUUGUGUGCAGAGUCAGAAAUUUUCCCGGGGAAAAGAAAAAUGCAGGAUCUGACGUCAGCAGCAGCGUAUUAUCAUCAGUCGAUGAUGAUGACGACGGCGAAACAGAACCAACCAGAGUUACCAGAACAAGAACAGCUAAAGUGUCCUCGCUGUGACUCACCUAACACUAAAUUCUGUUACUACAACAAUUACAAUCUGUCACAGCCCCGUCACUUUUGCAAAAACUGUCGUCGUUACUGGACUAAAGGCGGUGCUCUUCGUAACAUCCCCGUCGGUGGUGGAACUCGGAAAAGCAACAAACGAUCCGGUUCUUCUCCGUCUAGUAAUCUCAAGAACCAAACCGUCGCUGAGAAACCUGAUCAUCAUGGGUCCGGGUCAGAAGAAAAAGAAGAGAGAGUUUCGGGUCAAGAAAUGAAUCCGACCCGGAUGUUAUACGGGUUACCAGUUGGAGAUCCGAAUGGUGCGAGUUUUAGUUCGUUGUUGGCGUCGAAUAUGCAGAUGGGUGGGCUUGUUUACGAGUCCGGGUCGCGUUGGUUACCAGGUAUGGAUUUGGGUUUGGGUUCGGUACGGAGGAGUGAUGACACGUGGACUGACUUAGCUAUGAACAGAAUGGAGAAGAAUUGAAGAGGCGAAGGGUAAUUUGGUCAAUUUGACAUAGAUGUCUUUUUUUUAGUCAUCUCAUAGUCAAACAUAACAACAAAUGAUGUCGGUCCAUUUAGCGCUGUAGUCAUUUUUUUUCACUUUGUUUUUCGUCAUUUUCCACCCAAAUUGGCUUUAGUGAGUGUUAUUUAGAAAAAAAAACAUUUCCGCAAACUCUAGCGAGUUUUAUAUGAUGAUAAGUAUUUGAUGAAUAUCUAUUUCUUUUGGAAUUAUAUUAUUGUCCUAAUGUGAAAUUAAGAGUUGACAUAUAUUCUAUUUCUUUGUAAGGAAACAUAUAAUAAAAAGUCACCGCGUUUACAUGUAUGAUACAGAUUCUAUGAUCACAAAUCUAUGUAGUUACGA